AUGACGCAGAUUCCUCUCGACACUCUGAAGCAGUGUCUCCAGUUCCUGGAAUGGCUGCAUAAAGGCAGCCGGAUGAGGGGAAGUAUGCGCUCCAGAGUGGCUAGUCAACUGGCUGGGCAUGCGUCUAAUUAUUAUAACCAGGUGGUGUAUACUGGAGAUUUGCCACCAACAGUAUCCGAUUUUCUCACUAAAGUAAACAAAUUUUAUGCGAAAUUGUGCAACAAGGCAAUUGCAGGUAGUUAUGAAACCGCAACCCUUGCCGAAGUUGUCAAUGCUCUUCUGGAGUGCAUACCUAAGGUCCUUGCUGCCCUUUACUUUUUAAGGUACAAUGUCGACAAGAAAUUCAAGGUACUGGGUGGCGGGGGGUGGGCAGGAAACAACCCUGGGAUCGAUGGGAAUAGGUAUGUGUGGAGGUGGUUUAAAUCAGAUAAUUGGGGAGGUGCCACUCAGCGGUACCUCAGGGCGACGAAACAAGAUCGUGAGUUUGGCAUUCCCACCGGUGUAGUUCCUGGAGGCUUCGAAAAGAAUGAUUUGAAAGAGGGGUGGAACUACUAUUCUCACGAGGGUUAUUACUAUUCGGAAAACAUGAUAGAUGACAUCAAGGCCAUUUUGAGCAAAAACGGCCGGAACGACUAUCGCAACAUAUUUGUCACUUCGAUUAUUUCUGCAGCAGGAACCGACAUUGCAAACACAGCGAACGCUGUUGGCUUGCUGGUACUAUUUUGUAGCAUUGUGUUGAAAGGAGUUACUCAUGAUGGCGGUGAAAUGAAACGGAAAUUGGAGGAAGAUUUAACUGAUAACAAUAAUAAAAAAUGCAUAGAUUGGAACAAGCUAACGUCUCAUUGUAGAAUGCUUAAAUCGCAAUUGGAAGGUUUUUUCAGUGAUGAUGCCUUUUCAUACACAGGCGAGGCGCCGUCCAUUGAAUCAGAAAAUGAGACUAAAUUCAUGAAGGAAACGGCGAAAUGGUUUAGAGGGAAAUUGUCGCAUGUAGUGCGAAAUGUGAAUCGCAUUAGUAGAGAUUACCCUGACGUACGCCGUUCCAAUUUUUCGCCGAUUAACAGCUUUGCCGCCAAUAACAUGUUUCCUUACGGUUUCAUAUUUGGUGAGAAAAACUAUGGAACGUUUUUCGACGGAUUGAAUACUUUGUCGCAGAAGUGGAAACGUGUAAUAGAUAUGAUUAAUACGAAUAAAAGUUUGGAGAAGUUGAAAACCCUUCUGGAAGGUGAGGGAUGUCCAAAGUUUGAAGCGCGGAAGCUGAAUGACACUAAUGCUUCUACUACUAACUCUGCUUUUACAAAGCAUGUGGCCUCCGAAACCGAUGCACCGCAUCCUACGGUCAAUAAAGCUGGGGAAAGUUCACCUCAGGCCAAGAAAGCGGAGGGUGCACAGAACCAGGGCAAGAAAGCGGAGGGAGCACAGAACCAGGGCAAGAAAGCGGAGGGAGCACAGAACCAGGGCAAAAAAUCUGAGGGUGCACAGAACCAGGGCAAGAAAGCGGAGGGAGCGCAGAACCAGGGCAAAAAACCUGAGGGUGCACAGAACCAGGGCAAGAAAGCGGAGGGAGCACAGAACCAGGGCAAGAAAGCGGAGGGAGCACAGAACCAGGGCAAGAAAGCGGAGGGAGCACAGAACCAGGGCAAAAAAUCUGAGGGUGCACAGAACCAGGGCAAGAAAGCGGAGGGAGCGCAGAACCAGGGCAAAAAACCUGAGGGUGCACAGAACCAGGGCAAGAAAGCGGAGGGAGCGCAGAACCAGGGCAAAAAAUCUGAGGGUGCACAGAACCAGGGCAAGAAAGCGGAGGGAGCGCAGAACCAGGGCAAAAAAUCUGAGGGUGCACAGAACCAGGGCAAGAAAGCGGAGGGAGGGCAAAAUCAGGGCACGGAAGUGAAACCAGAUCCGAAUGGAACCGAAGCUAAAAGUGAGCAGGAGCCUGGAUCUCAUCAGAAUGUACGUGUUUCUGACUCUCAGAAACCCGGCGCCCCAAAUGAGGUGGGCUCGGCAGUGCCUCCUCCUCCAGCCCCUCCCAGCAGUGUUCCUGCACCCAGGGAAUCCGCUGGUACGCCAGAUGGAGGGACUCCAGGUUCACCGGGUAUUAAUAAUUCUAGUACACACACUGGUGGUUCUAAAGUCAUUGCCACUCCUCAGUCUCCAAGUCGUACGGGUGCAGGCUCUAAUCGGUCUGGUGGCUCUCGUACCGGUAGUGAUGAGGGAAAGGGAGACCAGGCGUCUGCUUCUGACGCUGAUGCAGUAAGUAGUCAAGGCAAUACUACCACCAAAGGCACCGAUACAACGACAUCCAAUGAUUUGGGUACUGGUUUAAGUGUCGGUUUUAAAAAUGGAGGUAGUGGGAGCACUGGGGUUCAGGGGUCCGAUCAGCGCUCUGCGAAUUCUCCAAAUCCCGACGACAAAUGUCCACGAUCCAGAGGAUAUAGACAGAUUAGGCUCGGACCUAAUAGUGGAACAUACUGUGUCCGAGAUGAUGAUUAUAAGCGACAAGAAGAAAUCAACAAUAAGUGGUACGAAAAAGUAAAAAAAAGUGAAGAUGCAGCUAAACGUAGAAAACAGGAUGAAGAGGAAAAACGCAAACUGCAGAAAGAUGCUCAUGAAAAGCUGCAAAACAAAUGGCAUCAAGACUUCAUAUUUUCAGGAGGUGUCGACGUCUACGGUUACCCUCUUAAACAUAACCCAGAUGCCCCCUUACAACCCGUCUUCGUCGAACUUGGGGGGUUACCCAUCAUGGAUCCAAUAAAGGAAACACAGAGUAAUUAUCCAGAAGCACCGAGCAUGAUUCAUUUCCAGCAACCUCCGCUUGCUGACCAUAAUUUUCCUCACCCUCCUGUGCCCAUACAACACCUCAUCAAUAUUCCCACGGAGGGAGCAUUGUCGACAGACAAAUACUCAAUUCAUUCAUUUCCCACUGAUAAGUCUGGAAUUUCGCCAGUAAAAGAUGAAAAGAGAAAAUUUCGAGAAUCGUUUGUCCCCACAGACUUCUUGGAUCCCUUACCUCCAAUAAAUCUAGAAGUUGUAGAAGCGUACACUCCCAUUAAAGCAGAUACACCACCCGAUCUUUUCAUAGAGGUCGCUAAGCGCCCAUUUGCCGACCCCGUGUCUGUCAAUGACUUGGAUUUAGAUGCCCCUUAUGCGAAAACAUACGAUAUACUAAGAGAUCGAUACCAAGAGCUUGGUCACGCAACUGGCGAAAUCAAAAGCUUUUCUGACGUGCCACGGACUAACUUCCAUCUGGACUUUGUGCAGGGCCUCCCCGGACUUGAAGGGUACGAAGACCCAGGAAUGCCGCGUGAUUCUCCUAGACAGGUAGCUGAGCAUAACGUCCCGCUAGUCCCCGAUACUAGCUUUAUUCAACGAACUCUGGAACUGUCAGCACCUCAUGUGGAUAUUGAUGUUGCAAACAAAUGGUCGACUGAUACAGAUUCUAAGCCUAAGGACAUAUCCUUGGAAAUACAGCAUGUUGAUCCUCUUGAAUCGCUGGGGUUACCGCCUAUUCUGCCUACAGUUCUCGUCGAACGAGCAGAUCGCUCAACGAUUCAAAAUGAAAGCGAUCUCCCAUUUGAAGUUUCUAUCCACGUCCCCGAUCGUGCAGUCCAAGAUGCCCUACACGAUGUAGACUUAUAUUAUGACCAUUACGCGAACGCGGACAGUAUCUUGCGAAAUGAAAUUAAAAAUGCUGAAUCCUGGUACGGGGAAGACAAGGACUUUUCUGGACUGCCAAAAAGUAAUUUCAAUCUUGACUUCACCCCGGCAUUUUUUGAAUAUAAUGGGCACCAAGAUCCCGGGAUACCGCGGGAUCCUUCACGGCAGGUGUCUGCCCGGGAUCUUCCACUCUUUCCGGAUCCUACUCAAUGUCUUAACCCAUGGUAUGUGGACCCUUCAUCCAAGUCGUCAACAUUCUCUCCUGCUCCAAACUCCGACCAUCUGCCCCCGCCUCAAACUAUCAGGGGAAUGCUCUUCUGGAUCGUAGGCUUGACUGAAUAUGGUUAUAUUGAGAGGAUUACGGAGCAUGUGGUAUGCAUUUUGGAGGAUAUUAACAACGCCAGCAGUGUCUACCAGUUUCCAGAUAGCCUUGAUAUCGCCGCCUUGACCACUUCCCUGGUAACCAAAACCCUUACAGACUCGUGCCACUUCGCGGCCAACUUUCUCUACAGGUUUAAGCAUAAAGACGUUUCGGAUGCUUUUAAAUCCUUUUUCAAAAAUCAAGAUAACAAUGGGUUUUAUUAUUCCCCUGACCCCGCCUGCCUCCUCUGUCAGCUGCGGGACUACGUCUACGCCGCUCACCACCAGUUGCAGUUCCUGAAGGCGCAGUGUAAUCGGGAUAAGUCACAUGGUGGUUGGCAGGAUUGUAAGUACGGUAGUGACAUCACUUCUCCCAACUCCCCUCUCCAGGCCUUCCUGACUGAUGGGUGUUACUCGGACUUCGACACUUAUCUCUUCGAUCCGGGCAACAUCUGUCUUAAGAGCCGUGUCAAAAUGGGAUUUCGAUACGAGGGUUUGCCUGAUGAAUCCCAUGAUGGCAGCUAUCUAUCCACCAUCCUGUCUCCCACUUGUGGCGGUGACGACCCCUUAUUGACGUUAUCGUCUUAUCUCAACUGCCUUACCAGAAGGACGCCGAGGACCACCGGGGAACUUGUCUCAUUCUUCCAUCAUUUCGGAAAUGAGCUGCACUUAUCAUAUUCGAAAGGGCCGUCAAACCUGGGCACCGCUCUCUCCACUCCACACGACUGCUGCCCCAAUUGGGAUCAUCUCGGUCGCCCCGACCUCGACGCUGUGCGUGACUUCCGGGGUUGUCAAUCUCCCAGCUCUGGCAACUGUCACCCCAAUACACUGUUCACGCUGCUUGGGUGCCACAUUGGCAACGUUCACUGCCAUAGACAUUUGUCGCCAAUCACCUACCGGGCAUAUGCCCUGUACUCUCCUAUCUUCUCACAUACCUACCUCAGCUGGACGGUAUAUCUAACCGACAGACUGUGGGAGUCACUCGACAAGCUGCUUUAUGAUCUAGACAGGCUCCAAUGUUCAAACGUUAGAGCCAACCAUCACUGUGCCGAUGCGCUGCCACUCCUCUACUAUCACGGGUUCACGCCGCCGGAGGGCAUGCCAGCAUCUGCAGUGAAGUGUUCGGACGUCAUCGCCAAGCUGGAGGAAGUGGUCAACGGCGACGCUGUUGCAAAGCUUGUGACCUGCAUGGACUCCUUCCUGUACAGGAUCAGGAUGCCUUUCAUCAUACUUGGAUUCGCACUUUGGUCUGCCGCAUUCUGCCUUCUCGUUCACGCAAUACUGUAUCGUCGGGACAUGCUGCGCAUUCGUUCUCACAUCAUGCGCUGCAAGGUAUCACACGCUAUCGACGUCAAGGUGCUGCUCUCUCUAAGCAGAAAUAUGAUCUCACUUUACGACAUCGAAUACUUCGACGACGACGAUGAACUCACUGAAGCAUCGAACACACUUUUUCAAUGA
Messenger RNA from Babesia bigemina, 5469 nucleotides. RefSeq names its product RIBOSOME BINDING PROTEIN-1, putative. The transcript has a single exon. Bases 1 to 5469 code for a protein of 1822 amino acids. The record is from RefSeq and is a predicted model, not a curated record. Lineage: Eukaryota; Apicomplexa; Aconoidasida; Piroplasmida; Babesiidae.